Salvia hispanica is the source of this 3295-nucleotide messenger RNA. Its product is annotated as Tetratricopeptide repeat (TPR)-like superfamily protein. Gene Ontology annotation, biological process: RNA modification. Gene Ontology annotation, molecular function: zinc ion binding; RNA binding; protein binding. NCBI's taxonomy places the organism in Eukaryota, Viridiplantae, Streptophyta, Magnoliopsida, Lamiales, Lamiaceae. Gene Ontology annotation, cellular component: intracellular membrane-bounded organelle. The record is from RefSeq and is a predicted model, not a curated record.
ACAAGAAAAUUUCCUUCCUGUCAUUCUACGACGAUUUUAUGCUGGUUAGGCACGGCAAGAAGAAGCUCUCACCCUUCAAGUUUGAGUCUUUCUUCAAAUUCUCAACCACAGAUUCAUCAAAUCCAUCUCUAAAAUGCAGAGAAGAUCCCAACAACCACAUGGUCCAAUGCAUCAUCAGCAAUCCCCAUUCAGAAAUUUCAGGAUUUUUCCAGAAAGGCUUUUCGCUGAUCACGAACGAAGCUGUGGGGAAAUCACUCCAUGCUGUGUGUCUCAAGGGAUGGACUCAUUUAAGCAUCUUCCACACCAAUACACUGAUCAAUAUGUACUCGAAACUUGGUCAAAUCAACUAUGCCAAGAAAGUGUUCGACAAAAUGCCUGAAAGAAACGAAGCUUCUUGGAACAACAUGAUCUCUGGAGUUGUGAAGGCCGGGUGGAAUCAAGAUGCGUGCGGAUUGUUUCUUGAGAUGUGGCGCCGAGGAUUCGAGCUGAAUGGCUAUAACGUUCCGAGCUUGUUAACUGCGUUUAAUAGGUCGGGGGAUAUGUUCGUUGAAGGGCGGCAAAUGCAUAGCUUAGUUUUGAAGAUGGGAUUGGAGAGUGAUGUGUACAUAGCGACUUCACUUUUGCAUUUCUAUGGCGGGUAUGGAUUUGUUUCUGAUGCGGAGAUGCUAUUCGAAGAUUUUCCUGAUAGAAAUGUGGUGUCUUGGACCUCUUUGAUGGUUAAUUGUGCAAAUGGUGGAUUGUUUUAUAAGGUGAUUGAGUUAUACCGGAGGAUGAAACGCGAAGGGAUGAGUUGCAAUCAGAAUACCUUCACUACAGUUAUUAGCUCUUGUGGAGCACUUGAUGAUGAGAAUCUGGUUCAUCAGGUGCUUGGUCAUGUUACUAAGGCAGGCCUUGAGACCAAUGUUUCUGUUGUGAAUUCUCUUGUAUCGGUUUUUGGUGGCUUCGGCCGGGUUGAGGUCGCCAGUUAUAUCUUUGAAAACAUGGAUGAAGUUGACACCAUAUCCUGGAACUCAAUACUCGCGGCGUUUGCUCACAAUGGGCUUGCAGAGGAGUGUGUUAGAUACUUCCACUUAAUGCGUCUUAAUCAAGAGAAAGUAGAUCAAAGCACACUUUCUACAGUGUUGUCUGUGUGUCAUUGUGUGGAUAACUUGAGUUGGGGAAGAGGGAUUCAUGGUUUUCUGUUCAAGCUGGGAUUGGACUACGAUAUCUGCUUAUCGAACACUCUUCUUAAUAUGUAUUUCGAGACAGGGCAAUGGAGAGAAGCCGAGAAGUUGUUUCACAGUAUGCCGCAGAAAGAUUUGAUCUCUUGGAAUUCAAUGAUGUCAGGUUAUGUCUUGGCCGGGAAGAACCUUAAAGCCUUGAGGGUGUUGAGAGAACUUCUCUACAUGGGGAACAUGACAAAUUACGUUACUUAUGCUAGUGCGUUGUCUGCGUGUACAAAUGCUGAAUUUCUGUCCAGAGGGAUAAUUGUGCACGCACUUGUAGUAACAUCCGGGAUCCAUGAGAAUGAGAUAGUUGGGAAUGCACUAGUUACCAUGUAUGGGAAGUGUGGCGUGACACAAGAAGCUAGUAAGAUUUUUCAUUGUAUGCCGGAGAAAGGAUUGGUUACUUGGAAUGCACUGAUUGGUGGUUACGCAGAGAAUGAACAAGUUGACGAGGUUAUAAAAGCAUAUAAGUUGAUGAGAGGAAGUGGUGAAGAUCCAAACUACAUAACCCUGAUCAAUGUUCUUGGAUCUUGUUGUGACCCGAGCAACCUUCUGAAGCACGGAAUGCCCCUGCACGCACAUAUAUUAUCUACUGGAUUUGAGUCUGAUGCUUAUGUAAGAAACUCACUGAUCUCAAUGUAUGCCAACUGUGGUGAUCUUAGUUCAAGUAGUUCCAUAUUUUGUGCUUUAAUAAACAGAAACCCUGCAACUUGGAAUGCUAUGGUUGCUGCCAACGCUCACCACGGCCAUUGGGAGGAGGCGUUGAAACUUCUCCUAGACAUGCAGAGGGCUGAAGUGAAUUUUGAUCAGUUCAGUCUUUCUGCAUCCCUGUCUGCUUCAGCAAACUUGGCUAUCUUGGAGGAUGGCCAGCAUCUUCACGGUUUAGCUAUCAAAAUCGGUUUGGAUAGCAAUCAUUUUGUUGCAAAUGCUGUCAUGGAUAUGUAUGGAAAAUGUGGAGAGCUUGAUGAUCUACUGAAACUGGUUCCAGAGCCAAAAACGCGGUCUAGAUUAUCAUGGAAUAUACUGAUAUCUGCUUUUGCUAGGCAUGGAUGCUUCCACCGGGCCAGGGAGACCUUCCAUGAAAUGGUCGCACAGGGAGCAAAACCAGACCAUGUCACCUUCGUCUCACUUCUAUCUGCGUGUAGCCAUGGCGGUCUUGUAGACGAGGGUCUUGAGUAUUUUGCUGCAAUGACCACUGAUUUUGGCGUCCCGGCUGCUAUAGAGCACUGUGUCUGUGUUGUUGAUCUCCUCGGACGAGCAGGAAGGAUUGCUGAGGCCGAAGCAUUCAUAGAGGAGAUGCCGGUUCCACCUAGUGACUUCAUAUGGCGAUCACUGUUGGCAGCAAGCAAAACCCACGGGCAUUUCGAGCUGGGAAAGAAAGCAGCUCAGCACCUCCUUGCAGCAAACCCAUCUGACGACUCUGCAUACGUGCUCUACUCGAAUGCGUGUGCUACAUCAGGGCGAUGGCAAGACGUGUUGGGACUGAGGGGGAAGAUGGAGUCUCAAAAUGUGAGAAAGAAGCCUGCCUAUAGCUGGCUCAACGUGAGGAACAAAGUGAGCACGUUUGGCGCAGGACUGGAGUCGCAUCCGGAUUCAGACAAGAUAUCUCUUAAAUUAUUAGAGCUGAAGAAGGAAAUCAAAGAAGCUGGCUAUGUCCCUGACAUAAGCUUUGCAUUGCACGACACAGAUGAGGAACAGAAGGAGGAUAAUCUGUGGAAACAUAGCGAGAGGCUGGCUCUUGCGUACGGGUUGCUUAACACGGAACAAGGCUCCACUCUUCGGAUUUUCAAGAACCUUCGUGUCUGCGGAGAUUGCCAUGCUGUUUACAAGUUGGUGAGCAGUGUAGUACAGAGGCAAAUCAUACUGAGAGAUCCUUAUCGGUUCCACCAUUUCAGAGAGGGCAAGUGUUCUUGCAAUGACUAUUGGUAGUCUUAUUAGAUUUUUUCCUAAAUUUUGGUACAUUAUCAUUUGUUGCCUGAGAAAUAUCGAUUCAUUAGUUUCUUUCUUUUCUUUUUCUUUAUCUUGUAGCUUAACUCUUAUUUACUGUCUGAUAUCUAUCAGACACAGUGCUGUCAGUUUUUUUUUUUUUU